GUACUCUACAAAAUAACCUUUGGCUGAUGGACCUGUCCCCUUUGACACUGAAGCCUGAAGACACCUCUACUGCCAGCCAAUCCCUAAGCACUGGGGGUGGAAUCACAUGCUGUUUGCUCACAGGAAGAGCAUUCUGCAAACUCUAAUAUCUCAGUCAAAAGUUUCAUAGCUGGUGGACCAUGGAGCUUCUUGUGAAUGUGAACAAAUGGAUAGAAGAAAACAAAACUGCCUUUUUGCCACCUGUUUGCAAUAAGCUUAUGCAUCGCUAUCAAUUAAAUGUGAUGUUUGUUGGAGGGCCAAAUGAAAGGAAGGAUUAUCAUAUUGAAGAAGGAGAAGAGCUUUUUUACCAGGUUCAAGGAGAUAUGUGUUUGAAGAUAAUUGAAAAUGGGAAACAAAAAGAUGUUAUCAUCCGAGAAGGGGAGAUGUUCCUCCUACCUGCCAGGAUACCUCAUUCUCCUCAGAGAUAUGCAAACACUGUGGGUCUUGUGAUUGAAAGGGAAAGACUAAAAACAGAAAUUGAUGGGCUAAGAUACUAUGUUGGAGAAUCAACUAAUGUCCUCUUUGAAAAAUGGUUUCACUGUGAAGAUCUCGGCAUUCAACUUAUACCAAUAAUUAAAGAGUUUUUCAAUUCAAGGCAAUAUCAAACUGGAAAACCAAAUCCAGAUGAACUCCUGAAAGAAACACCUUUCCCACUAAAUUCCACUUCCGUUAUGGAGCCAUUUUCCUUCCCAGGCUGGUUAAAAGAUCAUCGUGGUGAAAUAAAACAGAAGAAAUCCUUGAGUAUGUUUGGAGAUAAUUUUGAAACAGAGGUUAUAGCUUAUGGACCAGGAACAACUGAGAAAAGUAAAAAGAAUUCAGAUAUCUGGAUAUGGCAGCUGGAGGGCACCUCAACUGUUACCAUGGAUGGUAAGACCCUGACUCUAUCUGCUGGUGACAGCCUGCUUGUUCGUGCCCAGUCUAUGUAUAGCUGGAAAAGAACAGAAGAAUGCAUUGCUCUCUGCAUCGCUCAGGAUCCAAAACGCAAGCAGCCUUAUACCUAGCUCCUGUGUCAGUUGACUUUGAUGAUAACUAAGUUUUAGCCUACUUUAGUCUUAAAGAUCUUUUAGGCAGAAAUUUCAAGUUUAACACAAUGAAUUAAGUGGAGUCAAGUCCUGUGCCCAGUUAAAACCUUUUCCCCCAAAUAAAGUUUUAGCAAAAUUUA
Molecule: messenger RNA, 1201 nt
Organism: Pipra filicauda (Wire-tailed manakin)
Lineage: Eukaryota; Metazoa; Chordata; Aves; Passeriformes; Pipridae
Gene: HAAO
Product: 3-hydroxyanthranilate 3,4-dioxygenase
Exons: 10
Coding region: 180-1040 (286 amino acids)
Biological process (GO): quinolinate metabolic process; 'de novo' NAD+ biosynthetic process from L-tryptophan
Cellular component (GO): cytoplasm
Molecular function (GO): 3-hydroxyanthranilate 3,4-dioxygenase activity; iron ion binding
Source: RefSeq, a predicted model, not a curated record